Molecule: messenger RNA, 1586 nt
Organism: Daucus carota subsp. sativus
Lineage: Eukaryota; Viridiplantae; Streptophyta; Magnoliopsida; Apiales; Apiaceae
Exons: 9
Coding region: 224-661 (145 amino acids)
Source: RefSeq, a predicted model, not a curated record
CUCUUAUUUACGGGCACUGCCAUUGGUCAUUAAUGUCUGACACUGCUGUUUGAUUUUUAGACACCCUUUCAAUUAUGGCUAUCAAAUCAAACUCUGUGUAAUUAUUUGACUUUAGCUCUCUAAUUUCAAAUUUCAUUGUUCUGCUUUUGUUCUGUUUUCCCCCCACAAGCUUUCUCUGCUAUAGCCUCAAGUUUCCUCCGCCAUUUAUCUUAUUAACAAACAAAUGGAUUUUUCAAUGGGUCAGCCCAACAAUAUGUCUGGUUCUGAUUCUGAUGGGUUGGAUCAUGGUUGGAUGUCUGCUGAUUUUAGUUUUGAUUCAUCUUGGCAAUCUGGCAGCGUUUUACCUUCGUUUCAAGUUGACCACACCGGGCUUGCAGCUGCUUGUGGUCACUGUUCCGGCGGCAAGCAUGGUAGAACUCCUCUGUACGAUGUUUCCAAUCAGUCUCUCUCUGCAUCUCGGCAGAAAUCUCCUGGUCCUUCUAGAAAGUUCUGUUUAGAUUCCGGUCGUGUUUUCUCCGAUGAAAAUAGUCCUUUUUCAUGUCGUUCUACAACUAAAUCAGGUACUGCUAAGAAGAGUAGUUUUAAAAGGAAAUGUCGUUUUCCUGCUGAUGAGGUGAAUGAGAAACUUGCUUUUGGUAACUCUCUCUGCUACGUAGCCUGAAGCUUCAUCCGCCAUUACUUCUUAAUGACAAACGAGUGGUUUUUUCAAUAGGUUAGAACAAUCUUCAUGAACUCUGGUCCCUCAUGAACUUUCUACUUCGGGAGAUUUUUAGUUCAACAGAAACUUUUGAUGAAUGGUUUGCAAUCUCUGGGGAAAAUGACUAGGAAGAGGUCCUCCGUCCAUCCCUUCCGAGAAGGUUGAAGUCAGAUGUUGAGAAGGGCUUGCCUCCAAGAAGGAGACAAUACUCAAGGCAUGAAUUUCACUUCUUUAAUACAGAGGCUUACUGAGCUGUAUGAAAAAGAAGUUCGCUUUCUUAUUGUUGGUAUAAGCUGGUUUUACAAAUUUUCUACACAGAUAAUUGCUUUAUACAUUAUGUCCUAUUUUGUGUGGAGACAAAAGUUUGGAUGGUAAUUUUGUUUUGCUCGCCGUAGCAAGUUGAUCAGAAGAAUCAAUCAAAAGAUUCAGUUGAAGCGGAUGAGCCUGAAGAUAUGGGAGACCCUUUGACCACUGAGGAACAGGAAGAGAAGGAGCAGUUGCUGGAAGAGGUGAUACAGGAGUCUUUGUGGGGCUGUUAGUAUGUUUGUAAGUUACUUGAAAUUGCUCUGUGUAUACUACUGCAACCAUUCAUAUGGAGAGAAUUCGUUGGUACUCUACUCGUGUCCAAGCUUUUUUCUACUAAUGCGAAGCCUGACAAGAAAUCAGACUUAAUAUAUUUGUACAAAUUUUGCUAUCAUCCGGCGAAGUAUCUUCUCUGUUUAGCAAUAUAGUUUCAUAUACAUUAGGCUAUAUAUAAUUUGAUGUCUGUCUGGAUCUAUGAUCAGUGUUAAGCAUGUAUGAUAUGAAAACUAUGAAUAUUGUUGUAGCAUUAGUCUCAACAAAAUGGAUCACCUCGGAAUUAUAUUUUUUGUUUAAAAUAUUUUGGCAA